Molecule: messenger RNA, 1385 nt
Organism: Octodon degus (degu)
Lineage: Eukaryota; Metazoa; Chordata; Mammalia; Rodentia; Octodontidae
Product: zinc finger protein ZPR1
Exons: 1
Cellular component (GO): nucleus; cytoplasm
Molecular function (GO): zinc ion binding
Source: RefSeq, a predicted model, not a curated record
UGCGAGCACUGUGGCUGGAACAACACGGAGAUCCAGUCGGCAGGCAGGAUCCAGGAUCAGGGAGUGUGCUACACGUUGACUGUCCGUGGUCUGGAGGACAUGAACAGAGAAGUGGUGAAGACUGAUUCUGCCACCACAAGGAUACCUGAGCUGGACUUUGAAAUUCCAGCUUUCAGCCAGAAGGGAGCUUUGACGACCAUUGAAGGAUUGAUCAACCGUGCCAUCUCUGGCCUGGAGCAGGACCAGCCCACACAAAAGGCGAGUGAAGAAGCCAUCUCCGAAAGAAUUGAUGAGUUCAUUGUCAAACUGAAGGAGCUAAAGCAAGUAGCCUCCCCUUUCACCCUGAUCAUCGAUGAUCCCUCGGGGAAUAGCUUUGUAGAAAACCCACAUGCUCCCCAGAAAGAUGAUUCCCUGGUGAUCACACACUACAGCCAGACCGUGCAGCAGGAUAAGAUGCUAGGGCUCCAGGCUGAAGGACAAGAGGAAAAGCUGGAAGAAGAAGAUCUCAGAAAUGAGGUGCUCCAGUUCAAUACUAACUGCCCGGAGUGCAAUGCCCCAGCUCAGACGAACAUGAAGCUUGUACAAAUCCCCCACUUUAAGGAGGUUAUUAUCAUGGCCACCAUCUGUGAGAACUGUGGUCAUCGGACCAAUGAGGUGAAAUCUGGAGGAGCGGUAGAGCCCUUGGGUACCAAGAUCACACUCCACAUCACAGAUCCUUCUGACAUGGCCAGAGACAUCCUCAAGUCAGAAACAUGCAGUGUGGAAAUCCCAGAGCUGGAGUUUGAGCUAGGAAUGGCUGUCCUCGGAGGCAAGUUUACUACCCUAGAAGGGCUGCUGAAAGAUAUCCGAGAACUGGUGACCAAGAACCCUUUCACACUGGGUGACAGUUCCAGUCCUGGCCAGUCGGAGAAAUUGCAGGAAUUUAGUCAGAAGUUGGACCAGAUCAUCGAGGGUCACAUCAAGGCCCAUUUCAUUAUGAAUGACCCAGCAGGAAACAGUUACUUGCAGAACAUCUACAUACCAGAUGACGACCCAGAGAUGAAGGUGGAGCAUUACAAGCGCACCUUUGACCAGAAUGAGGAGCUGGGGCUUAAUGACAUGAGGACAGAGGGCUAUGAGUCUGGCCUGUCCCCUCUGCGGUAGCGCUGGGCUGCCCAUAGCCAGUUCAUACCAUAGGGCUGUUCAUCACCAUUGGAAUGAAGCUGGGUGUCCUCUCUACCCUUCCCCAUGGUGGGGACACCUGGCUGGUGUCGGAGAUCCAGGAAGUCUUUCUAAAGAGCUUGUGCAAGUACAAGUGUUACUUGACCUUAUUUUGGAGGUUUUGAAUUGGUCUGAGAAGAAACGCAGAAAGGAACCAUGGAGUGUGUCAUCAUCACUUUUCUCCC